Molecule: messenger RNA, 1008 nt
Organism: Manduca sexta (tobacco hornworm)
Lineage: Eukaryota; Metazoa; Arthropoda; Insecta; Lepidoptera; Sphingidae
Product: hypodermin-A
Exons: 4
Coding region: 61-963 (300 amino acids)
Biological process (GO): proteolysis
Molecular function (GO): serine-type endopeptidase activity
Source: RefSeq, a predicted model, not a curated record
UCAAAACUUUAAAUAUUUAGAAAACAAUACACGAACAACAAUCUCGCAGUUUCAACCACAAUGAACGUAUUAACAAUGCUUACAUCACUUCUACCGUAUAUUAUAAUAGUAUUACCGUUAAAUAAUGCUAAAAUAGAUAGACUAAGUUCCUUAGAAGUAAAGGAAGCUAAGUAUUCUGAUCUGGGAGAUCACACUAUGGUGACAGAUAGUGAAAUAUUUCCAUACGUAGCAGCUAUUUUAAGAAGAUCCACUUAUAUUAGUGCUGGAGCUUUGAUCGACGAAAAUUGGGUGUUGACAGCUGCUGAUAGCCUCUUUCUGACAAGAGAAUCACUCAAAUCCUUAAGAGUGAGACUCGGCAGUAUUAACUACAAGAAGGGUGGUAUCCUUCUGCCGAUCAAGUUAUUCAAUAUCCAUCCUUAUUUCGACGACCAAAGGCCGGUAUUUGACAUCGCACUGCUGAUGCUACCAAAAUCAGUGAGAUUUACUCCAACCCUCAGGGCUAUAAGGUUGCAGAAGACAUCCAGGGUUGUUGCUGCAACCCAUUAUCUAGUUACUUCUUGGUUCUCUGCGUUGAAUCAGAAUCAAUCCAAACCCAACCACCUAGAAUCAAUGGACUCCAUUAUCCGGCGGCGUAUACUCUCGGUAUCACACCUGCACCCAUCAGAUCCUGAUGAGUGCGCUGAUGAGCUUACAAGUCUAGAAGUCAAUAGAACUGAUGUGGUGAUGUGCUUGGAUCCUGGAAUCAAGACGGAUUCUUGUGGGAGGGACACUGGAGCACCAGUGGUGUUAAACGGAGUUUUAAUGGGCAUUGUGUCGUCUUGGAAACCAGCAGACUGCUCCGAGCAAGCGCCUGCUCCUAGUUUCGUCACAUUGAUCUCUGCAGGGGAUGUCAUCUCUUGGAUCCAUGCUACUGUUCACGGUCAUAGGUGGAGUAAUAAGAAAAAUACACAUUUUAAUUUGUAAUUUAUUUUAGAUUGUUUGGAGUCAUAUAUAUUUUUUUUAUCUUUU